Molecule: messenger RNA, 1857 nt
Organism: Microthlaspi erraticum
Lineage: Eukaryota; Viridiplantae; Streptophyta; Magnoliopsida; Brassicales; Brassicaceae
Source: the annotation of a GenBank genome assembly
AUGUUUGAGAUGACGGAGCGAGGAGCUAUGGUGGUUUCUUCUUCUAUCUGCUACGUUCCAUUCCGAUUUCCUCAAAUAAAAAAGAGUUUUCCUUUUCGAGACAAAUUCGAGCCGAGCAAGAAGCUAACUCGUAAUCAUCGUCAAUUGAUAAUUCCUCCGGUUUCUCAAUCUUCUUCUCCGGCGACAACGACGGUUGCGAAAUGCAACAUGUACGAUUACGCGGAAAGUGAUGAGAAUCUGGUCGGCGAUAAGCAGUUUGUGCGGUGGUUCCGUGAAGCCUGGCCUUAUUUGUGGGCUCACCGUGGAUGCACUUUCGUCCUUGUUAUCCUCGGCGAGAUCUUAUCCGGUCCCUACUGCGACGCCGUUUUAAAGGACAUUGCAUUUCUUCAUCAACUUGGCAUCAGGUUCGUUCUAGUCCCUGGAACUCAAGUGCAAAUCGACGAGCUUCUAGCUGAGAGAGGACGUGAGCCUACAUACGUGGGACGUUACAGAGUCACAGACUCAGCAUCUCUGCAAGCUGCCAAGGAAGCAGCAGGAGCGAUAUCGGUGAUGAUAGAGGCCAAACUAUCUCCGGGACCUUCCAUUUGCAAUAUACGCCGACAUGGUGAUAGUAGUCGCUUGCACGAAACUGGUGUUAGAGUCGACACUGGUAACUUCUUUGCAGCAAAAAGAAGAGGUGUUGUUGAUGGUAUUGAUUUUGGAUCAACCGGUGAAGUGAAGAAGAUAGAUGUUGAUCGGAUCCGGGAGAGGCUCGAUAGUGGUUCUAUAGUUUUACUGAGGAACUUGGGCCAUUCCAGCUCCGGAGAGGUCUUAAACUGCAAUACCUAUGAGGUUGCAACAGCUUGUGCUUUAGCUAUAGGUGCAGAUAAGCUUAUUUGCAUAAUGGACGGUCCGAUUCUUGACGAGAAUGGACAUCUUGUUCGCUUCUUGACUCUUCAGGAAGCAGAUACGUUAGUCAGGAAACGGGCACAGCAAAGCGAGAUAGCUGCCAAUUACGUAAAAGCUGUUGGCGAUGGAGACAUAAGUAGUCUUCCUGAACCUCUUGGAUACAAUGGGAUGGUGACGACUUCCAGCAACCAUAACGGGAGAGGGAUUUGGGAGAAACACACUCCGACUUUUCAGAACGGUGUUGGAUUCGACAACGGAAACGGAUUGUGGUCUGGAGAGCAAGGUUUUGCUAUUGGCGGUGAGGAGAGACUUAGCCGGUUGUAUGGAUAUCUCUCUGAACUGGCUGCAGCUGCGUUCGUCUGCAGAGGUGGUGUCAAAAGAGUUCACUUGUUGGAUGGUACUAUAAGUGGAGUGCUAUUGUUGGAGCUUUUCAAAAGAGAUGGCAUGGGGACUAUGGUGGCGAGUGAUGUAUACGAAGGAACCCGAGAGGCGAAAAUGGAAGAUCUUGCUGGAAUUAGACAAAUAAUCAAACCCCUGGAAGAAUCUGGGAGCUUGGUUCGUAGAACUGAUGCAGAGCUACUGCAAGCUUUGGAUUCGUUUGUGGUUGUGGAAAGAGAAGGACAGAUAAUCGCUUGUGCUGCUUUGUUCCCUUUCUUUGAAGACAAAUGUGGAGAAGUUGCAGCGAUCGCAGUCGCAUCAGAUUGCCGUGGACAAGGCCAAGGAGAUAAACUGCUCGAUUACGUUGAGAAGAAAGCAUCAGGUCUCGGGCUCGAGAUGCUGUUUCUGUUGACGACGAGAACCGCAGACUGGUUUGUGAGACGAGGGUUUGAGGAAUGCUCUAUAGAGAUGAUACCGGAGGCAAGACGAGAAAGGAUCAAUCUUUCGAGGAGAUCAAAGUAUUACAUGAAGAAGUUGUUGCCAGACCGGAGUGGGAUUUCAGUUGUUAGAACAUUUCAGUACGGUUCUUGA